CGGCCCUCGCGGCGCCGCCGCCCGCGCAGACCCGGAGCGCGGCCGCGGACGAAGAUGGCGACCGCCAUGUACUUGGAGCACUACCUGGACAGUAUCGAGAACCUUCCCUGUGAGCUUCAGAGGAACUUCCAGCUGAUGCGAGAGCUGGACCAGAGGACAGAAGAUAAGAAAGCUGAGAUUGACAUCCUGGCCGCGGAGUACAUCUCCACCGUGAAGACGCUUUCCUCGGACCAGCGCGUGGAGCACCUGCAGAAGAUCCAGAGCGCCUACAACAAGUGCAAGGAGUACAGCGACGACAAGGUGCAGCUGGCCAUGCAGACCUACGAGAUGGUGGACAAGCACAUCCGGAGGCUGGAUGCAGACCUGGCUCGCUUUGAGGCGGACCUGAAGGACAAGCUGGAGGGCAGCGACUUUGAGAGCGCUGGAGGACGGGGGCUAAAAAAAGGUCGAGGUCAGAAAGAAAAGAGGGGCUCCAGGGGUCGCGGCAGGAGGACCUCAGAAGAUGACACCCCAAAGAAGAAGAAGCAUAAAGGAGGGUCGGAGUUCACCGACACCAUCCUGUCUGUGCACCCCUCUGACGUGCUGGACAUGCCCGUGGACCCGAAUGAGCCCACCUACUGCCUGUGCCACCAGGUGUCCUACGGGGAGAUGAUCGGCUGCGACAACCCAGACUGCCCCAUCGAGUGGUUCCACUUUGCCUGUGUGGAUCUGACCACGAAGCCCAAAGGAAAAUGGUUCUGUCCGCGCUGUGUUCAGGAGAGGAGGAAGAAGAAGUAAGGCUGGGUGGACACUCGACCGGAAGAGCAAGCUGACGGAUUCCCUUGUUCAUGUUGCAAUAUUUUACAUUCAUUUUUAAACUACCUUGUUCCCGACGAUGUUUAAUAACUCA
This is a messenger RNA of Capra hircus (goat), 889 nucleotides long. RefSeq names its product inhibitor of growth family member 5 (gene ING5). Bases 55 to 777 code for a protein of 240 amino acids. The transcript has 8 exons. The record is from RefSeq and is a predicted model, not a curated record. Gene Ontology annotation, biological process: positive regulation of DNA-templated transcription; positive regulation of apoptotic signaling pathway. Gene Ontology annotation, molecular function: chromatin binding. NCBI's taxonomy places the organism in Eukaryota, Metazoa, Chordata, Mammalia, Artiodactyla, Bovidae. Gene Ontology annotation, cellular component: nucleus.